CACCAUCACCAGCAUAAACAGCUGCAAAAACACGCCAGUCUUCCUGGGAACAGAGCAGAGACGUGAACAUGGUCAUUCUGAUUGAUCAGGAGGCCUGAAGGGAACCUGAGCUUACACAUAGCGCACGAGGACAGUUUAUCACAUAGAUUUGGUGAGUUUAGAAGGAUUUGCCUCUUUGCUUCUGCAGAAUAUUAUUGCUGGAGCUAAGCAUCUGGGGUCAAAUAAGUUUCAACUACAGGAACAACAAAAGCCAAAGAAGAUGGGGAUAUGCCCUAUCAGAUGUAAAUCCAGAAUGACUGUGUUAGAAAAUGCGCUUGAACCUUUGUCACAAGCCCAUGACAGCAUGACUGUAUCCCUGUGUAACUACCCGUCCUUUGGACAGACUGAGCUGACCAUGUGCAUUGGGGAGCAACUCACCAUCAUAUCUGAUGAUGGUGAUUUCAUGAUGGUGAAGUCCUCAACGACAGGCCAUGAGAGCUACAUCCCCAUCUGCUACACUGCCAAGGUGACGCACAGGUGGCUGUUCAGAGGAAUCAGCAGGUACAAAGCAGUGGAGCUUCUAAUGCAGCCACAGAACCUGAGUGGAGCCUUUUUGAUCAGAGAGUCAGAGACAAACACAGGUGGUUACUCCCUGUCUGUCCUGAGGAGGACCAACACUUCAUGUACGGACUGCGUAAAGCACUACCGCAUUUCAAACCUCCAAAACGGCUGGGUCUACAUAUCUCCAGGACUCACCUUUCCCUCCCUGCAGCACCUGGUAGACCACUACUCAGAGUUUGUAGAUGGACUGUGCUGUCGGCUCACUGGACCGUGCUUCAUCAAAGGCGUAGACGCUGCUAGGGAGGCCAGACCAGAACCCACAGUCAUCAGGAGGCCUACUCUCAACUGGAAGGACAUUAGCAGGUCGGUGAUCUUCCGGAGGAAAAGAACAGAGUCAGACAACUCUCUAGUGAGCGAGGGGCUGAGAGAGGCCAUCACCUCCUACCUCCAAAUGACAGAGGGCGGUGAUUACAGCUGGGACACUUGAGGAAACAGUGGAGGAGCCCAAAAAGAAUGAACUCAGAUUAUUGUGCAGAUACGCUGUAUAGGCCAACUGUCCUGUCUAUUCUGCAUCUUGGAAAAUCCAAAAAAGAAGGGGAGAGGUCAUCUGCACGGCCAUAUUAACUCCAAGGACAGCACUGAAGAAGCAGGAGAGUCUGAGACACUACAGAAGCACAAAAAUGUCUACAGAAAGAAUGUAUCUGUCCUUAGAGAUUAUAUCUGUCCAAUGAGACUUUGGCUACAUCUGGUGUCAGAGGUUUAAUGUUUCAAUUGUAACCUUUUCUGUACAUGCUGUAUUUAAAAUGUCAUUAUAGUUACAUGCAAGGAUGGAAAAAGUGCAAGAAUGUUGUAUUCCAGUACAAGAACAAGUACUUGGAUUCAUUUUACUUAUAUAGAAGUAACAUGACUGAUCUUAGGAUCGCAAGUAAGGGUGAACAUUUAUUUAAAUUAAAGUACAUAUCU
Molecule: messenger RNA, 1503 nt
Organism: Cheilinus undulatus (humphead wrasse)
Lineage: Eukaryota; Metazoa; Chordata; Actinopteri; Labriformes; Labridae
Gene: sla2a
Product: Src like adaptor 2a
Exons: 8
Coding region: 260-1027 (255 amino acids)
Molecular function (GO): protein binding
Source: RefSeq, a predicted model, not a curated record